AUGAGCCGACCGCACCCGACGGCGAGGAUGCAGGAUCCUGCUGGAGGCGUCCCUCCGCAGUUGCUUCCACACAUGCACCUCGUUUCCUCCUACCGGUAUCCCGCAACGGCCGCAUUUACACACGAGACGGCAGUGGAAUACCUCCUGUCGGCGCCCAAGGUCGUGAGAGAGCUCCAGCCUAUGCAUUGGAUGUACCUCGAUGGCCCGCCGGACAACACAGUGAUGCUCACCUGGCAGCCGCUGAACCACCUGGGUACCAAUUUCGCGAGUGACGGUUAUGUCUGGGCUGAUGUCGAGCAGGCCUAUACGGUCGAAGUUCGGGGCUACAUUCUGGAAAUCUACAUGCACAGGACCGGAUACCACCCGCCUAACGAGAACAUGGCGACACAUUCGCGUCGCAGAUUCCGACUCACCGGCCUGAAGACACCCAAUCCAAACCUCCCACAGUGCGACCCGUCGCUAUGGAUCGUUUUCUACGGCAAGGCGCCCUCCAUCGACCAGCUUCCAGCGUCUCGCAUCCCCGUCUCUCCACAGACACAGAACAUUCUCGGCCAACGUCGCUAUAUCCAGAGCCAAGGACAGCUCGCUCGGAAAGAGUUCAUGCUCCAUGACAGGAAUAACUGGCCCACCAUUAAUCUACCCCCGCAUGGACAGCAGCAGGCCUACUCGCAAGCAUAUGCUGCUCAAAUGCUCGCGCGCCAACAGCCCCAACACGUACCCGGACAACAGCAAGUUGUCGGCUAUCCCGGUACUCAGGCGAAGAUCCCUCGCACUCAUCGAGGCCCAGCUCCCGGAAUACCUGCCGUUCCUGACUUUUCACUAGACGAGGAGGAAGUGUCGACAGGCGAUAUUCUCGACGCGCUGACACCUAGAGACAUCAGCCGCAUGCGUUAUAGGAACCACCACGAAUGGAUGGAAGAGAUAUUUGCGUCGCCUUAUCGGAUGGACCAGAUACUUCCAGUAGAUCUCGGGCUUGGUCGCAAGGGGGAGCUGGAAAGUCUAACAAAGGGCUUCUUCUACGCUCCAGGCGCGCUGGCAUCCCAGCGAAAGGAGCCCAGAGAGGGAGGUGAAGGCCCUCCACCAGCUACGGGCAAGAUGGACCCCCAGAAGGCGGAAGAUUUUGCUAGCUCAGUCGCGAAGAAGCUCGCCGACAUGAACGCUGAGAUGGAGAGUAUGAGGAAAAAACACGCCCGGAAGCUAGAGAAAACAAAGAAGCUAUCAGCCUUGAGGGAAGCGGAGUUGAACCUGCGGGAUGCGGCUGUUGACCCAUCUGACGUAGGUGACGAAAUCUGGAGAGUCGAGGGACGUCUACACCAGGAGGUGGAGGAGGGUAUGUCUCCCGUUGAUUACAGUGAGAAACCGCCGAAGAAGAAGGUAGACGACAUCGUCAAGGGACUACAAGCUAGCUGGGGGAGGAUCGUUGUGCCAGUCGCCGAUAUCAAAUGUCUAGAAAAGGGAGGCCUACAGGAGCGGGUGAAGCAGCUUCCACCUCAACCCUUAGCAGAGGUCAACAUGAUCAGCACAGCACCGUAUACCCAGUAUAACGGAACAGUAAGCUCCACUGCCGGAGUCCCUGGAGUCACGGUAUCUGCACAGGGGGUACCUACAUCAGCAGCCGCACAGCCAGUGCCGUCAUCGGUUGCACCUCCACAACCCGUCUCAGCGGCGCCACAGACCGGCGAGGACGUCGUGAUGGGUGGUGUUGACUCUAUUCAGUCACAUGCCGCAACCGCGCAGCCAGCACCGGUCGAAGGGGAUGCUGACUGGGUGAUGGUAAAUAAGGACGGCCAGCCAUCGCCAUCCAAGGGCGUCAGUCCGGGCAUCAACCCACAGCAAACGGCCAGUGGAGCACCCAGCACGACUCUCCAGGCUGCACCAGCUCCCAUACUCGCACCGGAUGCGGCAUCGGGAGCCACACCGGGAGUAUCUGGAGAAUUCGAGGAUGACAACAUCAACACCGCCGGAGAAGCACUGGCAGACUACCAUGGAGACGUCGAGGGCCUCGAUAUGGGCGACCUGGACGACUCUGCCUUUGGAGACGCCUUCCACGCCACCGAGGGGGAUCUGGGGGAGCAUCAUCACGACACUGAUGAGAUCGCGUAA
This is a messenger RNA of Arthroderma uncinatum, 2103 nucleotides long. RefSeq lists its product as uncharacterized. NCBI's taxonomy places the organism in Eukaryota, Fungi, Ascomycota, Eurotiomycetes, Onygenales, Arthrodermataceae. The coding region runs from base 1 to 2103 and encodes 700 amino acids. Gene Ontology annotation, biological process: chromatin remodeling. The record is from RefSeq and is a predicted model, not a curated record. The transcript is spliced from 3 exons.